Molecule: messenger RNA, 9567 nt
Organism: Cladocopium goreaui
Lineage: Eukaryota; Dinophyceae; Suessiales; Symbiodiniaceae
Source: the annotation of a GenBank genome assembly
AUGUGCGCUUCUGCGCUCGCUCUGCUGCUGGCGCUGAUCUUUCGCUCUGGCAUUUUGCGGCUGCUGUGCUGCGCUGUUUCCUGCGUCCUGAUCGAGCCCUACGUCACUUGCUCGCUGUGCACGGUGGACAAGGUCUAUAGCGGUUGCUCUGGUACUUUGUGCAUCACUGAAGAGCUCUACGGCCAUUGCUCUUUGUGCAUCACUGAAGAGACCUACGGCCAUUGCUCUUUGUGCACUGUUGAAGAGACCUUCGGCACUUGCUCUUUGCAUUUCACUGAGGAGUCCUACGGUACUUGCUCGCCUGGCUGCUUCGGCGACUUCAGCACUUGUUUGGGCCACAUCAGUGACGAGAUCUACGACUUGAAACCAGCUGAGAAAGGAAACAGUGAACAACAGCAUCCAGACCCUGCACUCACCCAUUGCUUUGUGUGUAGCACGUGGACAGCCAGUCUUUUUGACAACAUGGCUACAUCCACUCCUGCUACCUCAGGCAUUCCCUUGCAAGAAUACCGCAAGGAUGUUCCACCGGGUUGGAUUCCAGGCAUGGCUGAUUAUCCGCUACGUUUAUACCUUGAAAGAGUCAAAAUGUGGUAUAGACUAUAUGACGGCCCAGAUGAGACAGUUGGACCAUUGAUCGCCGGCCGUUUAGGUGGCCGCGCCCAGAAGAUUGCUCUUUCUCUUCGGCUUGUUGAUCCCCAUGGAAACUAUGAUGUGGGAGAUGCGGCUUUGGUCCGGCUGUCCGUAGAUGAGGUCAGAGACCCAAUGAACCCAAAUGUGAUCCUGCAACAUCAUAUUCCUUCAGGAGUACAAGCACUCUUCAAUGCCCUGAAGGACGCAUUUGGAGAAGGAGAACAGCUUCGUGCAACUCAAUCAUUGGAGAAUUUCUUUGACUUUCGACGUGGUCGUCUUUCCUUGGCAGAGUAUACUGCUGAAUGGAACAUGCGCUUGGAGGAAGCGAUUUCACAUGCUGGCUUGGACGUCAAUGCAGUGGCCAGAACCUUCUUGUAUUUUCGUGGCAGUCAGUUGCCUCAAAGACAUGUAGAUGACAUCCUCAUGCAGAUCCAUGGUGACCUUUCUCGAUUCUCAGAUGCUCGAACAUUGGCCCUUCGGCUAGCACAUCGCCAAGGACCUGAUGGACAAAACAUGCAUUACGAGCAGUCUGAGCAGUUCUACAUCGGUGAUGAUGAGGACUGGCAAUGGUAUGAACCAUGGAAUGAAGAUGGUGAUGCACACUACUAUGAAGAUGAUUGGGGCGAUGGCUACUACUAUGACUGCGAUGAAUACGAUGAAGAUGGUUACUGGCCAGAUGACCAACAAGAAGGGCAAGAAGACGUUGAUGCCAACGGCGACAUUGAUCCAUCGCCACAACAAUCCCAACAAGCUCAACAGCCAACAUACUUCAAGAAGAACCUUGGUAUUGGCUGCACUGUUUGUGGAUCUAAGUGGCAUGAAUCUUCGUCCUGCCCUAUGACAUCCUCAAACUAUGGCAAAGGAAAAUCUCAUGGAUCAGAUCAACGUCAACCGUUUCGAAAAGGAGGAAAGUCCAAAGGAAAAGGCAAAUAUGGUCGUCCAUGGUCUUUUGGCUAUCGUGGCAAAGGCAAAGGCAAAUAUGGCCGUCCUUGGUCCUAUGGCUUUCGUGGCAAAGGAAAAGGUUAUGGCAAAUACUACAUGGAUGACUAUGACCAAGGUGGCUAUGAACGUUGGUCCAACGAGUACUUUCUGGAACGCCGUGAUCGAGCACAACUCCAACUUCAUCAUGCUCGCACCGGCAUGGACUUUGAUGUCAAUCACAAAGAGCCAUCGUUUUCCAGGAUGUCCUCUGAUCGACCAACAGAGGCCUUUGACACGAAGCCAACUGAUUCCGAUGGACCUGCUGAGCCUAUCCUGAAGAUGUCAUCCUCCUUGACCUCCGCUACCAAGAAUGUUGCCAAAACCAAUGCACAAUCUCCAACAUCAACAUCAUCCAUGUCACGACCAUGCAAGACUCUCAACUUUCCAACACUAUCAGAACACUCAACAGUUUAUCAUCAAGUUCGCGGACACAGUCGCAGAGGUUUGCUGGUAGACCCCGGUGCUGGGGCUGGCAUCAUUGGAUCGGAAACAUUGAGAGACAUUUUAGAACAUGUACCAUUGCUGAAGAACAACCCAACGCUGGUGGAAUGGACAGAACGAAGCACCUCAGUGACAGGCAUCUCUGGUCAAGGUGAUUCCACACUUGCACAUGUCACUUUUCCAUUUCAUCUAUCAAAGAAGCUGAUGGGAAGUUUUUCUGCAGAUGUCCUUGGUAAUGAAGGAAGUUUGUGUCCUGCUCUGUUGCCGAAUCCUUCUUUGCGACGUGUACAUGCGUGGGUUUUGACCGAGUGGUUUUCCAAUGGUGAUGGCCUCCUUGUUUUUCAGAACCAAGAGAAAGAUGGCGUCUCUACGGAUCAACUGGUCCUGCUUCGAAUGCUUCUCACUGACUCAGGUCACUACAUACUGCCCAUUGAUCAAGAUUUUCAUGAAGAAGAAAGUGAUCAGAAGGAGAAAGUGAUUUUUCAUAUGAAAGCCAUUUGUGAACAAUCAUCAUCUCAAUGGUCAGAUGUUCACCCAACAGUCCAAUCACUUUUGUGUAUGCAACACCAAGACGGACCAUCCCGGGUGAAGCCUGAGCAGAGUGAACUACGAGAGGACCACAGCAAAGAUCAUUGGAGAAUCGAUGAAGCAGACAAGAAACUCAUUCGUGUGCAUGUUCGGCCUCGCCUUGCCUUGUUCGUGCCGCAGCAAGAGAAGUGCCCUGUGGACAUCUCCAACAUUGGCAGAACCAGAUUUUCCAAGAUCUUCUAUCGUGAUGGCAGCUCUGAAGAUCGUGCAGAUGAAUGGCCUGAAGAUGAACAUCAAAAGUUACUGCAUGAUCGGUGGACUGGCGAAACUAUCUUUGACAUCCUGCCUGCACAGCCUGAAGAGCACAUUGUCCAUGACGAGAAUGAGACCGUCUUUCAUGAAGAUGACAUUGCAGCCUACGAAGGAGAUUUCUUUCCUGAUCAUUUGCCAGAAGAACAUGUUCGCUAUUUGCACAAGAGAUAUGCUGCAUUGCCUGAGCUCUUUUACACGAGAACAAGGAAGAAGGUGAUUCGUCCAGACAAUGUGCGCAGCUGGAUGCGGUCUCAGCCCAAAGGAAGCAGAGCUCACUUGUGGGAACUUUGCAGCGGAACUGGUCGCUUGUCUCUCUUGGCAUUGCUCAGCGGCCUGACAGUUUUGUUUCCAGUUGAUCUGCGAUAUGGUUGGGACAUUGGCUAUGCACCUCAUCAGGCUCUUCUUCGUGAAGUGCAUGAGACACUUUGUCCUGGGUGUCUUUUCAUGGCACCAAACUGCAGACCAUUCUCAGUCUCAGCCAACAGGAUGCCUUACGAGAAGAUGAUGGCUGAGCGAGCACAAGAAAAGCCAUGCAUAGACUUCCUUCAAGAACGAGCUCGAAAACAACAUCAAGCUGGCAGAGGAUACAUCUGGGAGCAACCUUGGCCAUCUGCUAUGUGGAAGGAACUGGAUCUUCCUGGACAUUGCUCUCGCACCGAUCAAUGUCGCUAUGGAGCUGCAGAUGAAGAAGGAAGACCCAUUUUGAAGGCCACCGGAUUGGACUCCAACUUUGAGUUGAGAUACUCCUGCUCCUUGUGUCGUGGUCAUGGUGGUAAACCUCAUGCUUGGCUUCAGGGACAAGUGCAAGGAGUCAAUCGUACCGCCAUUGCAGCCAUGUACCCUGAAAGACUUUGCAAGUCCAUCGCACGGGACAUCAAGCUGUUUUGUCAACGACUCCAGCUGUUUCUCGAACAUGAUCAUGGAGCCGAUCAAGAGAAGGAGGAUUACUACACGUGUCCCCGAUGCAAGAUGGGUCGUUUGGCCAGAGACUAUGAGCAACACACCUUCAUGCCUGGCGAAUGUCGCUAUGGCAAGUGGCCUGAGGAUCAGAAACCAAAGACCAUCAAACAACAGGUGGAGGAACGACAUCCAGAUCAUGGGAAGUCUCCGACACAACUCUUUCGAGAUGAUGCUAUGAGAAACACCAGACUGCGUCAAGCCAAGAUCAACAGCAUUCCUGAGCUUCCUCUGGAUGAAGAACAUUCUCAGAUCCUCAAACAUGCUCUCAUGAAGAUCCUCAACGCAGCACUAAAACAUAUCGAAGAGAACAAGGAUGCCUACUUUCACUGGCUGGAAGACCCUGUGAUCACACACUGGAUCAAAACUAUCUUCAAGCCGUUUAUGAAAGUGAAUGGUAUCUGUACCCAUAUUCAACCAUGGAAGAAGCCUAUACCAACUCCAGUGCUGCGCAUAGAAGAUGGCCACCUUCGGCUCAUGCUACGUGGCAACAUCUGGAGGUGGAGAAUGCUUCAACCUGAAGAUUUGCGAGAACUCUCCAAUCACCAAUGGCAUGAACCCACUGACAUUGAUGAAGAUUGGCUGAUCACCUUGUUUGGCACGGAGUCUGAAAGUUCAGUGGAAGAGUCCAAAGGCGCAUCCUCUUCCUCUACUGCCAAAUCUUCGCCUUCAACACCUGCUAGAACAUCACGCAGGGCUCCAGCGACUCCUGCAGAGGCUGAAGAGUUUGCCGAGCCAUUGAUCAACCCAUAUGAGGUGGAUGCGGCUGAACCAGAAGAUGGAGUUGAUGUUGCAGUUGAUGAAGAUGUUGCAGAAGAAGCAACGGAAACGAUUGUGCCUGCUCAAACUCGCACAAUCAAGCCUACAUAUGAUUUUCGAAGAGUGUAUCAGAAGUUACCUCAACUUGCAACAUCCAACGAAGCCUCUGCCAAGAAAUUGCUGCUUGGACUCCAUGAACGAUUUUUCCAUGCACCAAUUGUUGACUUUCGCAACAUCCUCAUCCGUUGCGGAAUGCCACCAGAGGUCCUUCGACUGGCGACUGAUGCAGUUGCUGCCUGCGAGAUUUGUCGCAAGUAUGUUCGUGCCACAAGACGUCCCAUGGUGAAGACCAAUUUGGCCUUGACAUUCAAUGACGUCAUUCAAAUCGACAUCUUCUACUACAAGAGUGAUGCCUAUCUGUUGAUAGUGGACGAAGCAACUCGCUUCAAAUCUGGUGGCACUUUGCAGAGUCGUGAACUCAGCUCCAUCCUCAACGCUUUAACCAACAACUGGCUUCGCUUCUUUGGACCACCAAGACAACUUGUUGCUGAUCAAGAGACUGCAAUCAUGACACAAGAAGCUGGUGCUGAGAUGGACCGACUCAACAUCGUUCGAUGUCCAAAGGGAACUACAACAGGCAAAGAAGGAAAGAAACACACAGGCACAGGUCUAGUCGAGAAACAUGUAGACUUGACCAAGAACUGCAUGAACAAGAUCUACGAAGAAGCCCUGAGGUACAACAUCACUGUUGAGAAAGAUGAGCUCUUCUCUGAAGCAAUGAUGGCACAGAACAGUACUUUGAACUAUGGAGGAUACACGCCAUCAAUGUGUGUGUUUGGAGUGCUACCCCGUGGCUUCAUGAAUGUAGAUGACAUCAACCUUGCAGUUGAAGGAAGUGAUCCAACCAACUCUACGUUUGAGAGGGCUGCCAGACUUCGACAGAUUGCCCUGUCUGCUGCACAGUCAUCAGUUCUUGAAGAACGAAUUGUUCGUGCUGGCCGCACUCGUCCUCAACAUGUGGAUACUUCGACCAUGGUUCCUGGAACAACGCAGAUUGAGAUUUUCAGAGAAGAUCCUGCGAACACUGGCCAUGGCUGGCGAGGUCCUGCAACUUUGUUGGAUUUGGAUGAGUCAAAUGGCACUGUCAUUGUGAAGUACCAAGGCGGACCUUAUCUUAUGUCUAUCAGGCAUAUUCGACCUUUCAGAGGGCAUUUCUUCCUUUUGGAUGAACAUCAACUACAAGAAGAGGCCAUGCUGCGAUUGCAGAGUGUUGUGGAGUCAUCAACACCUCACAGAAUGCAUAGUCUUGGCCAUAUCUAUCAGAAGAACUCCAAGACUGAAGCGUUCGAAUGGAAGGCCUUUCCACCAGAUAUGGACUUCAACAACAAUGAGAUCAUGAAAGAUGUGAGACUGAUCGCAUCACAUUUCAAGGUGCCCGUCUUUCAUGGAGUUCGAUAUGGCCGUGCUCUCAAAACAAUUCAUGUUCCUCUUCACACAAAAGGAAUUCUCUUGUGUUGGCCCUCUGGAUCCAAAGAAUAUGUUCUGGUGGAGCAUAUCAAUGACAAGCACAUCAACCUGAAGAAAGAAAUGCAUCGUGUGUUGGAUGAUAUUUGUUUCAUUUACAUCUAUACAUACGUCAUUUUUGAAGACCAUCAACCUUUGACCAUUACCUCACGACAGUCACCGCAGCAACAACAAUUUCGUCAACCUCAUGACUCAACACUCCAACCAAUGCAAGCAGAAGAAGUUCGUGAUCCAGCCUCCAAAAGAGAUGAACCAGAAACCGUGACCAUUCUGGAGGAGCCUGGCGUGAAGCGGCAACGAGUUUUCCACAACAGCAUGUCUCUCCAAGAUCUUUUCUUGCGAUCUCUUUGGUGGAUGCUUCAGCGACCAAUGUGUGUCAAUUGGGAUCCACUUUGUUUCUUUGACCAACAAGCGCAUGACCUAGGUGAGCCUCGUCUUGUUGACCAUACGAUGAAACAUCAUGAACAAGCGCUAUUUGUUCUUCCUUGUCGCACCGCUGCAACUUUGUAUGCUGAUUUGCGAGAAGGAGAGAUUUUUCGUGUGGACACCGACACCGAUGUUUUGACUGAGGCCGAUUUAGUGUCUCACUGGCAAGAGUUUGAGAUUGCAGAUGAGUUGGAAAUUAGACAGUUUGUGGAAGAACAAGCAUUUACCAAGAUCGCAGCCAAUCAAGUCACUGAUGACACAGUCAUAGUGGAUUGCACAUGGGUCAGAAAAUUCAAGAGAAAUGCAGACGGUUCCAGAAAGGCAAAAUCCAGACUUUGCGCAAGAGGGUUUCUUGAUCCUCAAAGGCAUGAAGUGCCUACGAGAUCUACAACGGCAACGCGGUUGUCUCAGAGAUUGCUCUUGUCUAUGGCUUCCAUUUUUCAAUUUGUUUUGCAAAGCUGGGACGUUUCUGGGGCAUUCUUGAAAGGAUUCACCUUCGAGAAGGUUCGACAGUUGCUUCAGAAGAAAGGCAUCCAAACACCCAUGAGGAAAGUUGCAGUGAUACCUCCAGCGAAUGUCUGGAGGCACCUGGCAAAGGCUGACCCAACAUUUGCCGUGUCAGAAGAUGAGCUGCAUCUAUGGAUGCUUCUUUGCGAAAAGCCCAUCUAUGGGCUGAAUGACGCACCCUUGGCGUGGCAGCUCAAUAUCCAUGAGCACCUAGAAUCUCAAGGUGGAGUUCAAAGUGUUCUGGAUGAAAAUUUGUUUGUUUGGAAGAGCCGCUCGAAGGUCACAGCCCUUAUCACCACUCAUGUGGAUGACUUGGCGGUUUGCUCCAACAAGAAGUUCCUUGAGCUCCAGUAUGCCGAGUUGACAAAGAAAUAUGGUAAAGUGUCUCUACAACAUCUUCCAUUCUCUCACUGUGGCUGUCGGUACUCAGCGACUGCUACUGGCCUUCGAAUGGACCAGAAAGAUUUCUGCAUGAAUUUGAAGGAGGUUCAUAUUGAGAAUGCUACGAAUGACGAAAGAGACCUGACCAAGGAAGAGCAGUCCACCUUGCGCUCUCAACUUGGCGGCCUACUUUGGCUUGCAGCCACCAGACUUGAUCUGGUUGCAGACAUUGGUGUUUUGCAGAGCUAUGUCACCAAAUCCAAAGUCAAGCAUUUGAAGGCUGCCAAUCAAGUGAUUCAACGCGAAAGAGUUCUGAUCCUGCUGAUGGAAGACAGAUUGCCUGUCACCACAAGCUAUGAGAUUGAUGGCAUCGAGACUUCCGAGGAGCUCUUUGGCGGUAGAGCACAUGUUCUGUGGAGUCAGGGCUCACGAAGCAAACGAAUCUCUUAUUCAACAUCUCAUGGCGAAACGUUAGCAGCGAUCAAUGGCAUGGAAUCUGCAAGCCUUGUGGCACUACGCUUGGCCGAACUGAUCCUGCCGGAUCGGAAACCGACACUGCAGCAGCUUGCAGCCUUGCAAGAGCGUGGAUAUAUUGAAGAUGAGACCAGUCUAGAGUAUGAAGAUUCGAAGAUCAUUCAAGCGUUAGCACUCACAUUGCCUGGCAUGUUCCCAUCUGGAAAUCGUUUGCUCUACUUUGCAUUGCUGAGCAGCUGCCUUUUGCCGCUGGUAUCCUCGAGCUCUACGACAUCGGGCUCCAGCGCUGGCACUUGCAGCACCUCAGAUCUGAAUGAGAGCACCGUAGCGUAUGAAGGUGGCGACACGACCUUCUUCCGCGCCCUUCCAACGAGCAAAAUGCCCAGAGAAAGUGGCGUCGACGCCCCUUUGGAGGAGCGAUGGAGCUGGUGGAGUAUAAUAGGACUCUACCUGGCAGGAAACCUGGGCAACGGCAGGCGGGUGCCGAAGAUUUGCAAUUGGCAGCUGCAGCCCCCGGCUGAAACCGCUGGGCCACGCCGCGCGGGGGUCCCAAGAAAGCCGCGCCCGCAGCGCGUCGCCGGCGUCAACGGAGGCGGAAGCGCCGGAAGGAUCCAGCAAUUGGUGGAGCGUCUGCAGACCCAGGAGGAGACCCCCUAUGCCCCCUGCGUACGCCUUCGACCAGUGGCUUCACCCUGCCAGGUGAAUCGUCCCUUGCUGUGCUGCGGACGCUUGAAGCGUCCUGCGGAACUCCCUGAGGCCACUCCCGGCAGCUCUCUGGAUUCAGCGGCGGCCGAGAGGGAGCAAUGGGCGGCGCGCGCUGCCCGGGAGGACUACGAGGCUCGAGAAGCGGAACGCAUCAAGUACUAUUUCAGAAAGCCCAAAGAAAGUGAUGCCAUGGCAUCCUCCCAGGAAAUGGCGAGAUGUGCCAGUGCACCUUCCCAAGGUCGCAGGAAGGAGGCUCAACAGGUAACGCCAGAAGCUGGUCGAAAGAAACUCCCAAAGUCCAAGAGCGAAGUCUUGGUGACGUUGAACUUCAUGGACACAGGUGACAAGUACACCCUCCAAGUGGAUCCGGAUCUCCGGAUUGGGCCCUGCGCCGAAGACUCCGCUGGGCUCAAGGGCAUCAUUGAGGAGAUCACAGGUGUCCCUGCGCCCAAUCAGAUCCUCUUUUGCAAGCGCUGCAAAAUGGGAAACGACAGGCACACCUUGCGGUCCUAUCAUGCACACGACAAUGCAGAGGUGCUGGUGCGUUUCAAACCCCAAAGGUCCAAGUUCCCCCAAGCGUGCACAGUGAAGUGGCGCCAGCAACAACAGUUGCACCUGCAGCGCCGGGAAAGGGCCAGGGAGUAUUGUGUUUCCCAAGCGCAGCAAGCACAGCAUCGGAUCCAGCCAUGCUGGCAGAGGUGUGUGGUGCCACAAAAUGGCACUUUCUUUCAGUACGCGAAACGCGGCAUGGAAGGAAAGUUGGCGCAGCGAUUUGAUUUGCAUUGGAAUGGCCAGGCGGCAGAUAUCAGGACCAAUCUCUUCCACGAUCCCUUCGCGAGUUUUGGGGACUACCACACCUUCCGGCCCGAUGAGCAUUCGAGGGAGUGGGAACGGAUCCGCAGCAGCACUGCAUACACCACCAAACUGGAAUUUGAGAGCUGA